AUGAGUACCUUAUCUUGGAACUGUCGUGGCUUGGGCAAUCCACGAACAGUUCGAGAGGUGACGGAUCUUGUGUCUCGUAAGAAGCCUGAGUUCGUGUUCUUGAUGGAAACAAAGGUGGGAUGGCUGCAUGCAGAGCGUCUCAGGGUCAAACUGGGGUUUGACGGAUUGUUUUAUGUUGAUAAUGAUGGUAUGGCAGGGGGCCUCGCCCUGCUUUGGAAGAAAAAUAAUACGGCUCGUUUAUUGAGUUAUUCUAAAAAUCAUGUGGAUGUGGAGGUUAGCAGUGCGAAUGGUAAGGUGUGGCGUAUGACAUGUUUUUGUGGCCAAUCGGACAGGAAUAUGAGGACUGAGUCUUGGGAUCUGCUGCUAACCUUGAGUACUAGAUCACAGCUGCCCUGGAUAGUUAUGGGUGAUUUUAAUGAUUUGUUAUAUCAGCAUGAGAAGAGAGGAGGAAACCCACACCGAAACAAUCUGCUUCGCUGGUUUGGGGAGGUUAUUGAUGGUUGUGCACUGACACAGUUGCCUAUGUCUGGCUACCGUUUUACCUGGGAAAUGGGAGAGGGCACGGAUAUGUGGAUUGAAGAGAGGCUAGACAAAGUUCUCGCAACGGAUAGGUGGCAUGAUAUGAAUGGGGAUGCGGGUGUGGAAAAUAUACGGACAAGGAAUUCGGAUCACUUGACCCUGUUUCUAAGAAUUGAUGUGGCCAACGUGACAAGGAAUAGACCGAGAGGGUUCAGGUUUGAGAUGGCCUGCCUGCUGGAUGAGGGCUGUAGGGAGGUGGUUGAGACUGCCUGGCAGGAUGGGAGGACGGAAGGGCUGUUGGAUUGUCAGCAGUAUUGUGGACACAGGUUGAUGCGGUGGGGAGGUGACCACUUUCAUAAUUUUGGGGACCGCAUUAAACGGCUCAGGGAGAGGCAGGAGCAGAUACGGAGCAGAAGGGACCCGGCUGCAUUGGCCGAGUUCCAGCACAUUGAGACACAGCUCCGCCAGUUGGAGGUGUAG
Messenger RNA from Ipomoea nil (Japanese morning glory), 999 nucleotides. RefSeq lists its product as uncharacterized. The record is from RefSeq and is a predicted model, not a curated record. The transcript has a single exon. Lineage: Eukaryota; Viridiplantae; Streptophyta; Magnoliopsida; Solanales; Convolvulaceae. Bases 1 to 999 code for a protein of 332 amino acids. Gene Ontology annotation, molecular function: catalytic activity.